Molecule: messenger RNA, 655 nt
Organism: Chenopodium quinoa (quinoa)
Lineage: Eukaryota; Viridiplantae; Streptophyta; Magnoliopsida; Caryophyllales; Amaranthaceae
Product: peroxidase 42-like
Exons: 3
Coding region: 1-582 (193 amino acids)
Biological process (GO): response to oxidative stress
Molecular function (GO): peroxidase activity; heme binding
Source: RefSeq, a predicted model, not a curated record
AUGAAGUUAGGAGGACCCCACAUUCCUUUGAAAACAGGAAGGAGGGAUGGAAGAAGGAGCAGAGCAGAGAUAUUGGAGCAAUAUCUCCCAGACCACAAUGAGAGCAUGAGUAUGGUACUUGAUAGGUUUAAGUCCAUUGGAAUUGACUCUAAAGGAGUUGUUGCUUUGCUAGGAGCUCAUAGUGUGGGCAGAACCCAUUGUACAAAGCUGGUCCACAGGCUGUACCCGGAAGUCGACCCAAACUUGAACCCGGACCACGUACCCCACAUGCUAAAGAAGUGUUAUGACCCGAUCCCAGACCCAAAGGCGGUCCAAUACGUGAGAAAUGACCGUGGUACCCCUAUGAUUUUCGACAACAACUACUACCGGAACAUAUUGGACAGCAAGGGUUUACUCAUUGUGGACCAUCAACUAGCCACAGACAAGAGGACUAGACCAUAUGUGGUUAAAAUGGCUAAAAACCAAGACUACUUCUUUAAGGAGUUUUCAAGGGCCCUAACCAUUUUGUCUGAGAAUAACCCACUUACUGGCUCUAAGGGUGAGAUUAGGAAGCAAUGCAGUGUUGUAAACAAGCUUCAAUAGAUCAUCAUCAUCAACAACUAAAUAUUAAUCCUUGUUAUGCAUGGAUUAAUUAAUGUUACUAAUAUGUACGUGC